Hyposmocoma kahamanoa is the source of this 3874-nucleotide messenger RNA. RefSeq names its product tripartite motif-containing protein 2-like. Gene Ontology annotation, biological process: positive regulation of DNA-templated transcription. The record is from RefSeq and is a predicted model, not a curated record. Gene Ontology annotation, cellular component: chromatin; nucleoplasm. Gene Ontology annotation, molecular function: ubiquitin-protein transferase activity; zinc ion binding; protein binding. The transcript has 13 exons. NCBI's taxonomy places the organism in Eukaryota, Metazoa, Arthropoda, Insecta, Lepidoptera, Cosmopterigidae. Bases 138 to 2219 code for a protein of 693 amino acids.
CGCCUUACCACUACAGUGUUUUGUUCACUUUGUGUAUUCACGGGUUGUAUUACUUAAUAAAGCAGUAAAACUUAACUCUACGCCUAUAAUGAGAUAAACACGAGGUGUGUAUCUCGAUCCAUCCCGAGGCCACUUCCAUGUAUUGUUGCUCUUUUCUUUCACGGCUGGGCGUCGGCAUGGCGAGCAUGAGCUCCACGCUCGUCGAGACCGUCUCCAUCAACUACGAGGACUUUAACGAGAGCUUCCUCACCUGCGGCACCUGUCUGUGCACUUAUGAUGGUGGAGAACAUACGCCGAAGCUGUUACCGUGCUCGCAUACAGUUUGUUUGCAUUGCCUCACUCGAAUAGCCGCCUCACAAACGAGAGACGCUGGUAGUUUCCGAUGCCCAAUUUGCCGCGAACUAAUAACCAUACCGCGGGGUGGAGUGCCAGCGCUACCGCCAUCCUUCCUCGUCAACCAGCUGCUAGACUUAAUGGCACGACAACGUAGGGAAGUAAUACCCCAGUGCAGUUCACAUCCUGGAAGAGAGUUGCUGUUUUGCGAGACCUGCGAUUGCGUAUUCUGCAGGCAUUGUGCGGACGGACCACACAGCGACACACCGUGCGACCAUACCGUCGUGCCAUUUUCUAUAGCUUUAAAAAGAAUGUCCGAGAUACUUUUAUAUAGAGCAAACGAAUGCCUCAGUAAAUUGGGUUCAGCGCGGGAAGCGGUAGCCAGUGAACUGAGGAGAUUAGAAGCCGCUGCAACGGCUGCGGAGGAGGCCAUAGAUAGACAUUUCGCAGAGUUGAAAGCAGCGCUAGAUAAACGCCAUAGCGAACUGAAGUCUGCGGCUGCGGCCGCCGCCACUCACAAGCGGAAAUUACUCGAGGAACAGUUGAAGUUAAUUGACGCUGAGAAAAGUAAAGUGGAAGCAGAGUGUUCGGGUCUCCAGCAACAAGUGGAAGUUAGGGAGGUGAGCAGCCGUGCAGCCGCGCUCGGCGCAAGAUUAGGCGACGCAGCCGCAUUAGCGGAACCACGCGAGAACGCCUUUCUCGCGGUCGACUUCGCUCACAAUGACGCACAGCUGCGAUUCGCCGAAGCUUUGGUGACAUUAGGCCGAGUAAGGACUAGUACAACUUUCCCUGGGCUAUGUACGCUUCAGUUAGAAUCCUCGUGUGUAUGCGGACUGGAAGUUGUAGUGACUCUCCGCACGGUGGAUUACCACGGCGAAGCACGCAGUACAGGUGGAGACCCUGUCAGUGCGGCUGCCACACUCGAUGACGCACCAUUAACCUGCACUGUUGUUGAUCUUGACUCUGGACUCUAUAGAAUCACAAUGCGUCCGUGGUCGGCGGGGUCGGUGUGCGUGCGCGUGUGCGUGUUCGCCCGCGCCGUUCGCGACUCGCCCCUUCGCUGCGACGUAGCGCUCACCGCCGCGCCGCUGCUCGUAUGGGGCUGUCGCGGCACCGGCAAGGAACAACUCAACCAACCCGUCGCCGUUGCUAGAUGUCCUAAACGACGUGAAAUCUACGUGCUGGACGCGGGUAACUCGAGAGUCAAAGUGCUAGACGAAGAAACAUUCGCUUUCAAAAAUCACAUCGUCAAUGAAGGCUUAGCAGGGCGGAGUUGUACAGGCAUCGCGGUUACGGCGGAAGGUGUUGUAGCCGUCAACUGGCGAACACGGACACUUACGGAGGUGAACAUAGAUGGCAGUACUUUGCGUACCAUUCAGUCGGAUAGACUUGUGGAGCCAGUAUGCGUGGCGGCCGAUAGUGCCACAAGGCGGUUGGCUGUCGCCGACAACGGAGCUCGUACUGUCUUCGUCUUUGACAGUCGUGGCAAUCUUGAACUUGAGAUUGGUAAUGGUAAUCUCGGCUUAGUGGGCGGCCUGGCACUGUCCGAAGACAUGAUCGUAGUAGCGGACAUGGCUGUGAGAAUAUACGACGUAGAAGGCAAUCUCAAAACGACGCUGGCACCUGUGCCAAAGGGUCGCGGCGGUUACGGAGGCAUAGCGUUAGAGAACUCUGAAAAUGGUUGGCGAAUUGUAUGCGCCCGUUCAGUUCGGGGUCGGCCAGCGCUCGUGGUCCUUGAGGCAAACAACAGCGGGCGGAUUCUGGCUGCUUGCGAAUUAGCCGACAAGAAACCCAGACGAGUCGCCGGCUUGACAUUGCUGCCCAAUAAAAGGGUGCUACUCGCCGAUUUAGCGGGCGAUUGUUUACGGCUCCACACUUAUUGGUGAAUGAUGGCAAAGGAGUAAGGAAAGGGUAAAUGAAUAAGCCGCCAGGCAAACUGUUAUCGAAUUUCAUGCUAGUCCAGUAUUGUAACGGAGAAUCGAACUGUUGGCCAUAUCCAGGACUGCGAGAGGGUACUCGUACCAAAGUCAGUAGUCGCUGCGUACAGCCAGCAACUAAGCUGCCAAUCAAACUUGUCAAUGCUGUUCUAGUCAAACAAAUAAUAGUCUAUAAUGGCAUUCAUUUUGACAGACAGCGUUUUGUUGCUCGCUGCACCGGGCCUACACGAUAUAAUUACGAUAUUUUAGUACUUACAGUAUUUAUUUCGUAUUAAGUUGGUUAAGCUACUUUUUUUAUUAUUUUUUUUACGUUAUUAAUGCCGAAUCACAUUCGACAUUUGUAUAUAAUUUUCGCGACUGAUUUUUCGUGUUUUUUUCGUACUUGUAUACAUGCCGUGUGCUUCGGGUUUGUAGACUGGGAGCAAUACAGUUCUGAUAGGAGAGUUAGGGCUUUUGUAAAGUAUAUAAUAUUUUAUUGGCGUCUGUCUCAAUUGUACUAGUCCUACGACAAUGGCAUUUAUUAUAUUCGCUAUUGCUUUGAAUAUUAAUUAAGGUCGAGGAGAUUUUCUCAAAAAUUUUGGCUUGCUGUUUGGUAGACAUAAUCAAAGAAUUAAGUGACUAUAUUCACUUUAAGUGUCUAUGAUUUCAAAUUGAAGGGGUUAGCUCGUUAUAGAACAUGCUGGCCUACAAUUUUUUUCGGAUAAGCGUGAACGACAAAUGUUGAAACUAUUUUCACAGAGUACUUUUCACUGUUUUUGAUUGGGUGCAAGCUAAAAUAUUACCCACACGCUCAAAUAGAAUACAAGAUUUUGUAUAUCAUCCAUCAUGUUCUAUAGGGAAUAGGCUGUUAACUUCUCAAAAAUUGAUUUUACAAGAUACGGCAAGACCGUUGACCAUCGUAAUUUGAAUUGCUUUCUCGUUAAAUAACUUUGGAAUUGCUCAAUGAAAACGAUGACACCAUAUCACAUAGAGAAAGCUUCCAUUUUACUAGAGAUUAUGUCUAAAUUCUAAAUAUAAUGUUCGACAUUCAAGUUACUUAUAAAACACACUUAACUCUUAAAAUAGGUAAACGUGAAAAAGUGUGAUUUGCACGCUAAAGCAUAUACUGCCAUUAAUGAAUAUCGCAAAUUUGAACAUCUAUAAAGAAAUUAUAUAUAUGACUAUAGAGGUCGUCAUGGGAUAACAGAAAACGUGUUUUCACGGAAACACAGUUUAUCAAUUCUAGCGCCUGAGACUCGUAAAGACGAAACACGCAAUGGUGACGUGCGUAUAUAUCUGGCUACUGCGCACAGGUUCCCUGUUUGAACUUUAUGAUUUCAAUGGCCAUGAAACCAUUAUAGAAAUCAAACAAAUACUUGUCUACGUAAGUAGUACCUUUAUCAUGACUUUACAAGGUUGAUAGUCGCUAGUCAACAACUUUUGUUACAUGACUUUCCAUCAUUCAUUAAAUUUUAUUUUGGUACAAAAAUAAGAAUAUUUAAAUAGAUCGCUCUAAAUGGUGAUAACUCUGUGUGGUAACAUAAGAAAGCGCUAGAGUGAAUACCAGUCCGAUGCAAAACAGGAGCAGGAGUUCAUCGAGGAGGGCGCUUGCACGUUUGAACCUA